UGUGAGAACUUAAACAGAUGAAGUCAGCCACUGGAACAAUGAAAUCCCUCAACCCUAACCCCCUAAUAUGUAAAUUAGAGCGUGUAGAAGAGGGAGAUCUGGCUUUCUCUGGGUCGUGUUUGAACUAUCGAUUCACCAAAACAGGAUUUAAGACGGUUUUACCCAUGGGUCAGAAAGGCUCGAGAGAGCAACUCUUCCCCGGGGACAUUGUGGAGUUCCCCAGGAACAAAUAUUUCUCCCAUUUUGCCGUGUUCUACGGCGAGAGGGAUGGGAUCCCCUACGUGGCCCACCUGACCUGCCGAGACUCAGACUCCAAACACGUCCUGUACGGGAGGGCGAUGCGGUCGGCAGUGAGGCUGGACCCCCUGGAGUUGAUGGGGAAACGAUACAAGGUCAACAACAUGUUGGAUGGCGCCUUCCCGGCAAGAGACUUCCACACGGUGGUGAAGGAGCUAAUCGACGACGCACUCGGUAAGGAUGUGACCUUCGACAUCCUCUUCAACAACAGCGAGCACCAGGCCACCCAGCUACGCUACGGGGUCAAAAGGUCACAGCAGAUAGAGACGAUCUACGAACACAUCAUGCCCGCUUGGAAGAAGCUCUUCAAGCACAACAGCCUUUGAAGACACCCCACAGCAGGGGGCGACUUGGCAACAUGGAUUUACCCUCUUUCACCGUUCUUAAAGAAAUCCCAGACUCGGCCACUAGGGGGGAUCAAAGUUCAACUGGUUUGUGUGUGUCAAGUGUGACAAAUGUUAACAGGUAUUGUCGAAAAAAGCAAUUUAGCUAUUUUAAGAAUUCAAUCUUUCCCUUGAAAAUAUAUUUUAAAGCAAACAUAAAUGAAUACAAUUAUAAUGUAUAUAAUAAUUAGCAAAUAUAAAAUAAUAUACCAAAUUUCAUUUUUGAUAACAUUUUAGAUUUUGAUAAAAAUAUAAUUUUAACAAAAUCAUAAUCUGAUGCGCCGUUUCAAAACAUACUACAUGAACAGCUAAACUGGCUAAGUUGCCAUUGCCUAUGGGUCAUUUUAAGCUAUUGCAACCCUGAGAAGUAAAACAUUUGAUCUGUACGGACAAGAGAUGUGUUUGGAUGUUACCGGUGUAAUAUUGUCCCUGCAAUUAAAUGGCCCCUAUCACACCACCUGCUGUGAGUAUCAUAAGCUGUUACAAGCCGUGGGAAAAUCUGCCUUUUCCUGUGUUUUAGUGACGUCACAGUUGGGCCUGUCCACCUAGAUGUAUGCUGGAUAGAUGAGCAACGUUUGCUACGGUCCACUGGGAAGGCUGGUGGACCGAUUUAUUCAGCAUAUCUCAAGGUGGACUUGUGAUGUCACUAAAACAGAGGAAGAGGUAGAGUUUCAAAACGGCUUGUAACGGCUAAUCACACUCACACCUGGUGGCAUAAUAUCACCCUUUUAAACACAUUAUAUAGGCCAGGGCAUCAAGUCCGCGGAACGGAAAUCAAUUCUAAAAAAUCAAUAAAGAACUUUCUCAUUUUCUGGCUUGAGUAAGUAAGUAAGUUACAAAUACAAAAAUCAAGAAAGAAUAUAUAAUACACUGUAGUGUCAUGGCUAACUUAUCAUUCUAUCUGUGUCUCAGCGUCUCAUUCCUGCUUAUGUUUUGUUUCCAUUGAACCGUAAUAAAAGUUAUAAACGUGAUGAUAUCAUGUCUAUAGAGCGCAACAGUGUGGUUCCCGAAGUAAAUAUUCCAUACAUUUUCUCCAUAGUGGUUUCUUCCACAGAGGUUUGUGGGACAUCGGACGUUCACACAAACCUCCCUGGAAGAAAUAGGACACAUCUCCCCAGAACAGAUAAGAAACAGCUCACCGACCAAGGCACCUUAAGGGUCAAAGGUCAAGGGUCAAAGGUCUUUGAAAGAAAACAUGUAUUAACCACCCCUUCCCAGGAGAGUAUUGUUGGCAGGACUUUUUUAUCAGUCGUCAUGUAGAAAAUCAUAAGGGGUUCAACCCUUAUGAGUUUCUACAUGACUGAUAAAAAACGACAGUGUUUCCCCCAAUGUUUUUUUCAUAACGACCGUAAAAAAACGACAGUGUUACCCCUUAUGUUUUAUUUGACGACAACCGAUAAAAAAAAACUGUUAACCAUUGCUUUUUAUCUGUCGUGUGGAGGGUUAGGGAUAGGGUUAGGAAAGACGACAGUUUUACCCCUUAUAGUUUUUUUCAUGACGAAAAAACGACAGUGUAACCCCUUAUGGUUUAUUUGAUAAAAACGACAGAUAAAAAAACUGUGUUACCCCUUACGUUUUUUUUCACGAACGAUAAAAAGCAACAGUUGUCGUGUUUUUCUUCAUGAAGACCGAUAAAAAACAACAGUGUUACCCCUUUUGUUUUAUUUGAUAAAAAACAACAGUGCUAUCCUUUAUGUUUUAUUUGAUGACGACUGAUAAAAAAAGACAGUGUUACCCCUUAAGUUUUAUUUCAUAACGGCAUAAUAAACAACAGUCCUUGAUAAAAAAUCGUCAUGGAACAAACAUAAGGGCAGUGAUAAAAAAUAAAACUACAUCGUUACCGCUUAUGCUUUAUUUGAUAAAAAAAACGAGUUAUAUAUCGGUCGUUUUUUUCAAGAUGACCGAUAAAAAUAACGGUGUUACCCUAAAUUUAUUUUCAUGAUGACCGAUUAAAAAUGACACUUUUACGCCAUAUGUUUUAUUUAAUAAAAAAAAAACAAUAAAGACUGUGGAAAAAGACAGUGUUCCCCUUGCGUUUAAUUUGAUGACGGCUGAUAGAAAAAAUACAGCCCUUGUUUUUUAUCAGUCGUGUUUAGGGUUAGGGAUAGGGUUACGAAAGACAACAGUGUAACCCCUUAUAUUUUUUCAUGAC
Messenger RNA from Gadus chalcogrammus (walleye pollock), 2832 nucleotides. It is a transcript of the gene plaat1l, whose product is annotated as phospholipase A and acyltransferase 1-like. Gene Ontology annotation, molecular function: glycerophospholipid phospholipase A1 activity; A2-type glycerophospholipase activity. Lineage: Eukaryota; Metazoa; Chordata; Actinopteri; Gadiformes; Gadidae. Bases 18 to 623 code for a protein of 201 amino acids. The record is from RefSeq and is a predicted model, not a curated record. Gene Ontology annotation, cellular component: cytoplasm. Gene Ontology annotation, biological process: N-acylphosphatidylethanolamine metabolic process. The transcript has 5 exons.